UCAACCUAGUGGGGAAACAUCAUGUUGUCCGGCACUGACCGAUGUCUCCUGCUCCUGGGUAGUCCUGGACGAUUCCAAUGGUUAAUGGUUUUCCUACUGUCGCUUCUCCAACUGCACGCCGUACUGAACCAACUUGGCCCGUCCGCUUUCGCUGUUGUACCCAAGCAUCGAUGCCUGGCUCACCCGAAUGCGACGCUGGGCGAAAGCGACAUUUGGCCCGUGGAAACGUUGAGGGGCAAGCAGACUUACUCAUCUUGUCGCUUGUACAAGGAUCCUGAGAACCAUCGCGCUGGAACCCUCGCUUGUAGUCAUGGUUGGGAGUACCUAGUCACCGAGAGGGAGAACAACAUAGUAAGCGAGUGGGAUCUUGUCUGCGAUAGAUCACAUCUGAGAGACUUGCUGUUUUACGUGAGUCCAGCAUGUUCCGUUUUGGGAGCACUGGCGUUUUCUGCACUCAGCGACAGAAUUUGCCGGAAGAUGGCUUUGGUGCUGGCUUAUAUUCUGCAGACAGCGUCCUCCAUUGCAUUGCUGUUCGCACCUACCUAUGUCCUCUUCGUCCUGGUGUUUGCACUGCAGGCAGCCUUCUCUUCGGGCACCCUUGUUGUCUCAUAUGUCCUGCUGCUGGAAGUUCUGCCGACGCCCUUCCACCUGCAAGGCGCUUGUGCACUGUCCCUUGCCUGGUUUCUUGCGCACAUGGUGUUAGCUGCUCUCGUUUCGCUCGUAAACGCCUGGAGGUACCUGCAACUGUCCAUCGCAGCCCCAGCUAUAGUCUGCGCGGCGUUUCUUUGGCUGGUGCCUAGAUCACUUCCGCAAGUCUUGCUCUUGAACAAGAAGCCAUUGGCUGAGGAGACCCUGGUUAAGAUGGCGCACUUCGGCAGAGUAGUUCUGCCGUCAAGUUACAGGUCUCUACUGCAGCAUGUGGCGAGGACGUACCAGGUGCCUCGUGUUGCUCUGUCGGAGAAGCAUAACCUCGGGAACCUUUUUCUGUACAAAUAUAUUAGGAGAUAUCUUCUUACGCAGCUGUACCUUUGGUUCGUGGUAUCCCUAUUCCUACAUAUUGAUGCCUCCCAAAUUGCCAGUCUGUCGGAGAGAAAAGCCGCAGACUUUUUCGUGAGGGGAAUCACAUGCAUAGGUCUCGUGCUAUUAGUCUACAUACUGUCCAGGAGGUUUGGUACGGUUCGCGUGCAGACUUUGCUACUAGCCGCCGGCGGAGUUGCUUACGUGGUCGCCGCCAUAUUUGACCACAGAAGAUACACGGAUGACGACACCGAGGCUGCCUUGUCUGUAGUUCUGCCAGGACUUGUCACGCUACUAGGGUGGCUCAUGGGCACGGUCGCAAAAGGUGUGAUGGUCUUCGACGUCGUCAAGUCAAUGCCAACCGGAACUAGAGCGUUCGGCUUGUCCUGCUGCAUCGCCGUGGGAAACGGUGCUGAAAUGAUAGCGCCAUCGCUGUCCACAUUGGGCGGUCUUCUGCCAUCUUUCUUCGCUAUGGCGGGCUGUGGGGUGCUGGUGCUUACAGCAGCCGGCUUGAGUCUCGUCUAUCCAGAGGUAUGGAACAAACCUUUGCCGCAGACUUUUGAAGCAGCAGACGACGGCAAGGCAGUCAAAGGGAACAAGAGGUCCGGUUCCUAUUCCUUGCCUUAUGGCAGAUACCCUGGGGACUUUGUUUUCUCCAGCGGCGAUCAUCCCAUCGAGACUGUGCUUUCUUUGACAAAUCAGUGUACAGGAGCAAACACGAAUACCUUUUGCAAGAGAUCAGGUGUGACCGCUUCGCAAUCUCAUCAAGUUUACCCCGAAAAAGGAAGCGUAUAUUUUCAGUCAACGCAUGCGAGUAGCACAUCUCAGUCGUAUGCCUCGCAGAAGCAGGACACAUCGUGUUGUUCCGACGGAGACGACUGCGACUGUGGUACAGAAUGCAGAAUAUCAGACCUGGAAGAAGAGAUCAAUCGAGCGUGGAAGAUAAACAUGGCGGAACCGGGUCCGUCUAGUGCUCUAGGCCCGUCCGCCCAGCAGCAUGACUUGCGAUAUUUUGCUAAGCCGGAAAGGAUCAGUGCGCAAGGAUACAGUGAAACAACAUUCUGAAGGCCCUGUGGCAGCAGUGCCUAUUUCAAACACAGGUUGUCUGUGGCUACCAAUGACACUGGUGGUCUGAUGGAGAGUCGUGUCCGUAGCUACGGCUGCCGAAUGCAUUGUCGUGAUUGGCGGACUUCUUUAUGUUGGAGUCGUUGCUCGUAGACAAGCAAGGACCCAGACCAAUAUUUCGGCGCGCAACUUUUGCGUCCUGAAGAAUACGGCAUGGCCGUUGUGUGUAUAGGACGCUGCAUCGUGAGGCAAACCCUGUGUGAUCGUGGAUGAUUAUAUGCAAAUAUGGAGUCUUACAAGAGGUCCGGAGCAUUUUGGCGGACUGUUAUGGGGACCUUCCGGAUUUCUCUCACCUCCUACUGGGCACUGUCGAGGACUCUUGGGGUCCGCAUUCACAACUGAGCCGGCCAUCUCCUUCAUACAGACCAGCUGCACCGCCUGAGCAUGUUCAGGAAAGCAAGUGCGCGAGUAGUUGGAGUCCUUACGUGCGUUCGAGGUCGUGAUAGUAAAAUUUGCUGGGGCUGUAGGAUAGAAUGUUCUAUGAUUAAAAUUCGUUCUGUGA
Molecule: messenger RNA, 2644 nt
Organism: Ornithodoros turicata
Lineage: Eukaryota; Metazoa; Arthropoda; Arachnida; Ixodida; Argasidae
Product: organic cation transporter protein-like
Exons: 10
Coding region: 22-2082 (686 amino acids)
Biological process (GO): transmembrane transport
Molecular function (GO): transmembrane transporter activity
Source: RefSeq, a predicted model, not a curated record